Messenger RNA from Gryllus bimaculatus (two-spotted cricket), 5069 nucleotides. The record is from the annotation of a GenBank genome assembly. Lineage: Eukaryota; Metazoa; Arthropoda; Insecta; Orthoptera; Gryllidae.
AUUCUGGGUUAAUGUCCCCAUACCUCAUGGGACAAAUGGAUUUGAUGCUGUCUGUCCAUUCUGUGCCACACCAUUGAGUGGUUCACCAGGCUAUGUUCGCCUUAUAUUUCAAGAUAAUGUGGAUUGAAAAAAAUUUGAAAGGGAAAAUCACUACAAAAAUCUCCAUCAUGGUCCUAUUAAUUCAUCAUUGAAGAUGUAAUGAAUACCAAGAAUUUGGGCAGAGAAUUUCUUGGAAUAAUUCAAUUCAGUGUUUGAAACGGGGUGAGUUUAUUUUCCUGGACAAUUUAAUCAUGUCCGGGUUCAGGAAUGUCAAAAAAAUUAUGGCUCACCAUUCCUAUGCCUUAUGGAUUGGACUGUGUGUGAUGGUGAACAGUGUGUCCUGGAAUCACGAACAGAACGGUAUUAGGAGAUGAAACUACGAAUAUAAAACUUUAUUUAAAUAUGCCUUAAACAGUGUUAGUUUGUAGCGUAUUAUUUAUUUUAAAAACGUAAAAACCUGAAUGCCACUGACUCGGAUGGGUGUAGAUACGAAACUAUUAAAAUGGGUUUAUGAAAUUCAAGUGCUGUGGGACCAUGGACUGGAAUAGACUAUAGAUUUACAAGUGUAUCUCAGCCCUUGCUGUAGCUACGGCCUUGAAAUUUCACUUACCGGAAGGUAGUUCAGGUAUUGGCAACAUUGUGAUGUGUUGUUUGUAGUUAUGUGAAUUUGCCAAAAAUUAAUGAUAUAAAGAAACACGGUAUGUUCUAUAUAGAUCGUAUAAAGAGACAUAUUUUGUAGUAUGUUGAUUGCCAUCAUUGUAUACAAGGGGUGUUUGAAAUGCAUUGAAUACUUGUGAAAUUUUUAAUGUAUGCAACUGCAUGUUUGAGCUCUAAUUCUUUUUUUAAUUUUUUUAUUUUAUUUUUAGAGCAACAAUUCAAUUGUUACACAUUCAUUGCAGCUUUCUGCAAUAUCGUUGAAUGCAUUCAGUAGACUGUUUUCAGCUAUCCUAUGUACAGUUGCGGAUGUGACUUGCUUUAUGUCUUGUGUCUAAGCCAAAUUACUGUCUUGGUAGCUCACGUGUAUGCACUAGAAUCAUCCUUGUAUUGCUCAUUGUAAAGUCUGAGACAUUGCAUGCUGUGCAGAUAAUUCACAGGUGCUUGCUAGUACUUGUCUGGCCGUUUCAACUGAAUGAUGUAGGGCACAUUCCUCAGAAGAAUAGAACUUCCUUCUUCUGGUUUUAAUUUCAGAAGUAAAAUAAGUGCUUCUCAAAAGAAGUAGUGGUUUGGCUUUUGAAUGUCUGUCAAAAUGUAAUGAAAUAGUACCCUUGGUUUUUGAAAAACCUUGAUAAAUGACUUUUGCUUUUUUGUUACAUGCGUUUACAUUUGUUUAUACUACGUUAAUCAGGUACUCCAAACAUUCUGCGUAGUGAAAAUGUGUUUCAGCAAAUAAUGCUGUAAAUUUUGUUCUUGAAUGUGUGUUUUUAGUAUGAAACACAAUUAGAAUUGUUGUUAAUAUUGAAUGGUUUGUUUUGUCUGAAUUAAGUCUUCCCAUCUCAGUGAUUUCAGAGUCCUAGGAGAAUUGGAUAAUUCAUUUUAGAUUCUUGUCUCUGAAUUCACAAUAAUAUGCCAUGUUUUUUAUGGUGAAGUGAAAAUAAAAAUCUUGUCUUCAGCAGAAUCUCGCUGAACAUGAAGGUGAAUUUUGCGUACAUCUGCGAAGACAAUCCUUUCACUGUUCUUUUCAUUUUUUGUUUUUGUGCAAUGUCAGCAGAACAAUUAAUUAGUUUUUUAAAUGUGUUUCAUUUUCAAAUAUAUUUUAAUGUGAAUAUGUCUACAUGUUUUUUCAUGAGGGAUACGUGGCUUUUCGGAAAUUUAAACAACCCAAAUAUAAGAUUCAAAUUCGAUAAGUGACUUGUGUGCACAGGCAUUGACUCAGCUGACGUCAUCAGCGUUAGGUGACACAUGUCAACGCAAUGUUUCUGUGGCACAAGCUUUAUAGCAUAGGUUUAAAACUUAUCUGCCAUGUAUUAUGUUAAUUUGCAACUUUCUAUGUGCAAAGUCAUGUUAAACAUGAAUGCUAUCAUAUGUUUCAAAACCACUUAAAAUUACAAGUUCAGACAUAUUCACAUUACAAUCUAUUGGCUGUACCUCUGAAUAAAGCCUACCUUUUUUUAAAAAAAAUUGUUACAUUGUGUAUACAUUCAGGUCUUUUAUAUCCUGCUACAGUUGAGAAGUUGAUUAGCAUAGUAAAUUUGAUAUUUUUCAAACACCCCUGAUAUUCUUUGAUAUUCUUUUGUAUAGAGUAUUCCAUUCUUAAUUAUUUCUCCCUAUUGGUCACAUAUCAUUUAUCUAUGCAUAAAAUUUUUUGCAUAAUGUCAGUGGCACAUGUACUUCAAAAUGCCAUUCUGUUUUUGUAUAAUAAUUCACUAUGUCAUAUGAGACAUUGCCAUUAACUGCUUUUCAAGAUUGUCAGUAGGUUGAGUGGCUAAAUAUAAAUUGAAAGAAAAUUGUAAAUGUUAGUUACCCAAAACUAUUUCACUACACAUUGAGCAGGAAAUUAUAUGUGAAUAUAUUGAAAUGACAUGUUGAUAUAUUGCGUUUGUAUUCAAAAUGUUGGCAGUGAAACUCAAAACAGGGAGUCAUGCCUAAACCAUAUAUUGUAAAAACAAAACCUUGACCUUGUGACACCUACCUUGCCUUGCAUGUGAGAAUUCAAUGUCCCUCGCAGGGAAUAAAAAUGUUAUAUCCUCUGUAUCCAUAAAGCAAGUUUCACUGAAUUAUCAUUUUUAACAUUGUUGUGAUCAUUUGUGCAACAAUGUUGAAAGCUAUGAUCUUGCUACUAGUUGUACCAGUAGUAUCUUAAUUUGAAGUUAUUAAGAUGUGCUACUUCACAAAAUGUACAUCUCGCUAAGUGAUGGGAUGAAUUUUCUUUAUACUUUCUCUAGGCACCGAGAGAACUGAUGUAUUGUCAUUUUUUAUUUGCCUUGUUCAUCACAUAUUAGUCAAGUUACCAGUGUUAUGCAGGCGCAGAGAUUCUGUAUUUUCAUAUGGAAUUACCAGACUAUCUGAGAGGUAGUGUUACUAGACUGUACAUGUUCGUUCAUCUUAUGUUUGAGUGUAUAUAUUUAUUUGCUUAGCUUCUGACAUUGUAUUGUAUGAUUUUUAAUACUAAUUCUGGCUUAUUUUGCUGAUAUUUUAGUUUCAUUAUGAAAUCUUCAAAAUUUUUUCUGAAAAAAUUAGUGACUAAGACCUAUUUCUGAAUAGAUAUGUGCCUAAAAUAAAUUUUUGUUGUUCCUAUCAGAACACUGCAAUGCAAUCUUUUUUAUAUCAUCAGGAACUAUUGUCAAUUUAGGUGUAACAGAUCAAAUCCAAAUUUUUUACUUCUUUUAUAUAUGUGUAAUGUUACAUGUAUGUUAAAUUUACUCCUACCCUUCUACUUUUUCCAAUACAAUUUUAGGUAUGUGUUUGCUUUUAUAGUGCCUUCAUUUUUCCAUUUAUAUCUUCAUAGGAAAAAAAAUUAAUGACUUUUGAAUAUUUUAUGUGCUCUUAAUUGCAGUAAUGACCUUCAAGAUGUUAAAAACGGCUAUUUAUUGAAUAUUUUUGGGAAUACAUUCCUUUUAUAAAAUUUCAGUUUUAACAAAUUCAGAUACCUGAUAUUAUACUAUUCCUUUUGCAUUUUGGUGCAGUUGUGGCUAAAGUAAAUUAAUACUAAUUACAAUGUAAGCUUGAAAGUUUGUAAGUUAUGUGCCUUUGUGUUGGCAUGAUUUCAUGCAUAAUACAUUCACUAUGAUGAUUGAACUGUACAUUAAAGGAAAGGCUGAAAAUUGCUAGGUAGUCGGUGUCAGAAGGUGAAGAUUCAUUGUUAACUUCUGGUAGGAACACUUGUGCAGGAACAUGGUGUGCUAAGUGUGCCCUACUUCAUCUCUAGGUAGAGCACGUGUUUUCAAUCAAAUAAAAUGCUAAUUAUGAAAGGGGGCGAAAUAAUGUACUUAAAUUGAGAAAAUGUAUAAAGAAUUCAAUUCAGGUGAACGUGAAUGAUCAGAUAUUAGGCACCAAUCUCCUUUCUGUUAAAGAGAUAAAUUUACUUCCUUCUUUUUUUUUUAUUAUGAAUUUUGCAAGAAUAAAUAUUUGCAUGAAAUUGCAUAUCAAUUCAGACACAGCUUAGGUCUUGUGUAUUUUGGUUGUGAUUGUGUUUUUUUGUGUUAAAUUGAGAGAAUAAAAUUAUAAAGUUCUGUUUUCUUUCUGUUCUGAAAAAUUCAAUUCCUCACUGUAGAUUCUUGUUAAAAUUCUUUAAUGUGAUUAACAAGUUUGAGGGAUUUUGAAUCUACAAUAAAUCAAUCGAUCUUUUAUCUGCAAUUUCCACUAAACAAUUAAAAUGUUUAGAAGUUAGUUCUUUUAGAGCGAAAUUUCUCCCAUUUUCAGCCAUCCACAUCUUUUUAUCUUGAUUAAAGAUGGGAGAUAUGGUCAUUGAAAAGGGUUCUCAUAGUCACAUUAUUUAGUUCAGAAAAUGUAUAAAGAUUGAAGUGUGAUCAAUUAUGUUAUUAUUUUGCAGUUGUAAUCUAAAAGAUGUUUGUGAAUGUUUUCUUCUUUUUUUGUAUGCAUUUGAAGCAAGUUUUUAAAUUCAUAACCACCAAAUUAUAAUUUUGUUGCAAUAAUAAUUCUCCUGUCAGCUGAAGAUGUCAAGUAAAAUUUACAGACUUAUCUGUUAGCAAUUUUGAUCUUUGGAACCAGUAAGCUGUAAGUAAAGUGUACUGUUGUGAAAAACUCUUGAUGAUGUAUGAAAUUGCUCGGGUCUUACAUAAAUUGAAGAGACAAUCAUAAUAACAGCUUAGUAAAAGUGGUAUUUUUCAUGUUGAGGGGGGGGGGGAGGAUGACUUCAAAUGACAAUAUUUCAACUUGAAACCGUGCUUUAAGACUUUGAUCAUAUCAUGAUCUCAUGAUUUUACUGCUGUACAACCAAUUCUGUAGCUGAGGAUAUUCUGUAAAUGGUAAAUGAAAAUAACAUUUAAAAGAUGAAGAAAUUUCAUGAUUUUCUGAAAUAUUUGUUUAACCUUUUUUAGAUACCUUUUUUUUUUUUAAGUGAAAAAGAUGAG